This is a messenger RNA of Haliotis rufescens (red abalone), 4392 nucleotides long. RefSeq lists its product as uncharacterized. The transcript is spliced from 13 exons. The record is from RefSeq and is a predicted model, not a curated record. Gene Ontology annotation, molecular function: histone H3T3 kinase activity; ATP binding. NCBI's taxonomy places the organism in Eukaryota, Metazoa, Mollusca, Gastropoda, Lepetellida, Haliotidae. Bases 94 to 2889 code for a protein of 931 amino acids. Gene Ontology annotation, biological process: intracellular signal transduction; mitotic cell cycle; protein phosphorylation. Gene Ontology annotation, cellular component: nucleus; cytoplasm.
UACCGUCACCACAAAAACACGAUCUCAUGAUUUUUUUACACAUAAGUCCAAAAAUAACGCAUGCAAUGUAGUAAUAUACAGGCUAUUUGAAACAUGGGGCGGCGGGACAAGUCAGUACUGACAACAUAUGGCCGUCACAGGAACCGUGUGGUGGCCACAGACGUCUGGAGUUCCGAUGAAGACAAGAAGAAGCAUGUGUUCAGUUUCAGCUCUGGGGGGUCAAUCAACUUAUCCUCUGCUGAAAGUGAUGUGUCCUUACUUGAUCUGUCAAAGAAAGUACCAGUGACCAAAAGGAAAACCACUGCCAAGAAUACAAAGAACACCAAGACACAAAAAACAAAGGGAGUAAAUAAGGAGAACCGUUACAUCAAGAAAAAUGGAGGAAAUAAGAAGGGGAAAAAAUUUGCUGUUUUCUCAGAAACAGAAAAGGACAGUUGUUCAAGCACAGGAGGAGAAAGUUUAGUGUUUUCAGUCAAGGCUGUGAAUCAGAGGGUUCUGCGGGACAGGAAUGGCCUGACAGAUUCCUCCAUGUCCACAGGAAGUCCGGCUUCAAAACGACGCACUCGCAGACACAAGCAAAAAGCAACCAACAAGAAGAAAGAUGAUCUUUCCUACAACUUCAGUGAGUUUGACGAUUACAGUCUUGUUGUGCUGUCUGGAACACCACAAAGUGCCAACAAGAAGCCCAAGAACAAAGCCUUGACUUCUGGCAUCGAGACAAGUACUCCUUUCCGGGACGCCAAGAAGAACAGUCACAUAGUAGAGAAGAUUAAGGAUCCCAAUAUAUCUCUUAUUGACCUUGUAGAAGACAGUCCAUUUGUUUCCGAUCUUCACAGUAGUCUUCAAGACUCGCCACAUUCAUUGUCUGAUAUGACCGGUAUAACAUCCAGCUAUGGUGCUAGCCCAUCAUUAGUUGUGUCUAGUAAUGCUGCCAAGAGGUCAGAUAGGAAUAACAGUCCUCAUCUUUCCGUUGAUAAGAACAUGAAGACAUUGAAGGACCGAGACGUGAAACUGCUACAGGAGAGUGUUCAGAACUUGCAUAUAAGUGAUCGUUCAUGGAGACGUGGUGACCAGGGCGAUGCGAGCACAACCUCGGCUUUGGACUCCUUCCAGCAGUCUCAGAGCCUUUUUGACAGUUCCAUAGAGGCAAGGUCAUCACAUCUAUCAAGAAACGUCUCAGACUCUAGUCGACAAAUUAGUCCAAACAGUUGUGUGGUGCAGUUACAAAAAAUGCGUGAUAGCCUGUUACGGUCACAGCUUAGUGAUAAUGUCUUUUCUCCAUUAAGGACAAAUAUACACAAAACACGUUCAAUAUCGAAAGAGACUGAAAAUGUGAUAAGUGGUAGAAAGUUAAGGUCACAGAAUGUGGAUACAGGGGGAGACGAAUGCUGCCCAAAAGUGGACUUAAGUUUGGUUGACAAACAGGGUGGGGAGGAAUAUAGUACAGAUUACAGCACAGAGGAAGACGAGGAAGAGGAGGACCUCAGUGACAUCUAUGAGGAUGAGGAAGAUGAAGAUGAGGACAGUUCAGCUGGUGGGAUCGAUGAGACAAAAUAUUCUCUUACAGAUAAUGUAGUGAGUGGUGAUUGGUCCGUAGAGAUGGUGUCGGGGUACUUGUCGGAGGUGAAGGAGAUGGAUAUGUCCGUAGGAUCUCUGCAGGGAUUACAGAAGUCGGUGUAUUACUCUGCAGAGUCCGACGGAUCCUUCUACCGAACUGCUGAGGGGUCGAGCGCCGUGCAUCAAGACAGGCGAGUCAAAGACAGGAAGAAAAACAAGCAUCUGGAGAAGACCUUUGAUGAUGGGAACAUGUCCAGGUCAUUUGUGGAGAUGCUGACGCCCAACAAAAAGUCGCAGUCAUCCCCACCAUUAUCGCCAAGAAGUAAACUCUUCCAGAUGUGUGAACAGAAGGCGCCCGUCACCUUCCAGGACGUCAUCCCUGACAACAUGAUGAAGAAGAUUGUGAAGAUAGGUGAGGGUGUGUACGGUGAAGUCUUCCGAGCUGAUCGCAGUGGGAACUCAGUCGCUAUCAAGAUUAUUCCAAUAGAGGGAAACUUCGAGGUGAAUGAUGAACCACAGAAAACAUUCUCAGAGAUUCUGCCGGAAGUUGUCAUCUCGACAGAGCUGAGUGGUCUCCGCCUCCAGGGCAGGAACACCACACCCAACUUCUGUCGGGUCAACAGUGUGGCGUGUGUACAAGGCCGCUACCCGGACCACCUGCUAGCACAGUGGGAUAUCUACAACAAGAAAAGGAAAUCGGAAAAUGAUCGACCAGAUAUAUUUGAUGAGAACCAGCUGUUCAUCUUGUUUGAGUUUGCUGAUGGGGGGUCUGACCUCGAGUCUUUUCAGUUUGCUCAUCCCUGGCAGGCUAAGAGCAUUCUCCAGCAGGUCUCUGUGUCUCUGGCCGUGGCGGAGGAACAGCUAGAGUUUGAGCAUCGAGAUCUACACAUCGGCAAUGUCCUUGUGCGAAGCAACAGCACUGAUGACAACAUCACUUACCGUCUUGCUGAUGGUGUUGUUGAGACGGAGAGUCAUGGCGUUAUGGUCAGCAUCAUUGACUUCACAUUGUCCAGACUCAGGAAGGAUGGCUGUACAGUGUUCUGCGACAUAUCGAAGGACGACAGCUUGUUCGAGGGCACCGGGGACUAUCAGUUUGACAUCUACAGGAACAUGAAGAUAGAGAACAAGAAUGAGUGGGAGCCGUUCAACCCUCACUCCAACAUUCUGUGGCUCCACUACUUGGUCGACAAACUCCUCAAACAAAAGAGAUACAAGCGUAACAGUAGGGAGGAUCGGGAAGCUAUGCGGUACCUGCGCCAGUUCCAGGCCGAGGUUCUUCAAUUCACCAGCUGCAAACAUCUGGUCCUGGAGAGCCACUUGUUCCAGACAUGAACUUAGAAAAAAAUGGGGAAAAGUUCUAAACAUAGGGUUCUGGACCUCCUGUGUUAAAUACAUCUGAAAAUACUCCCAGUCCUGCAGUCAACUGUCAGCGUGAAGGGCAUUAAACAAUGAAUGGAUCAAGGGUCCAUUUCCAGAAGUAGUUUGCCUGACAGAGGGGCAGACAGUAGAUAACACAAGUACAUGCUCUCAGAACAUCACUACGUACAUGAUCUGUAGGUUCAUAUGGACAGGUGCUCUGGGUGUUGACUUGCCUAUGGACAGGUUUGAUUCCCAUGCUUUCAGAAUCUGAAUUCUUUGUCUUCCCAUCAUUAUGUGAAAACACAAGCAUUCACUUGCACAUCUGUGGACAUGGAGCUGAUCAUGACCCGUGAACAUCCGGGUAAGUGUUGGUCUUCAGCAUCCCAUGCUUGUCGUAAGAGGUGACUAACGGAAUCGGGUGGUCAGGCUUGCUGACUUGGUUGAUGCAUGUCAUCAUAUCCCAAUUAUAUAGAUUGAUUCUCAUGAUCUCAAUCACUGAAUUGUCUGGUCUAGACUCGAUUAUUUACAGACCGCCGUCAUAUAGUUUGAAUAUUGCUGAGUGUGCGUUAAACAAAACAAAAAAGGCCUGAUUAUGGUACCCGCUACAGCUGUGUGGGAGGUGGAGUGACUGAUUGGAGAAUACAGCUUAGAUCAUCACUUGGACUGUUUAUGUUCAGAGGUAUCUCACACAAUAUACAUCUGUACUUUUGACAUAAUAGGUGCUUUAAUUAAUUAUAGAAAGUGUAUCUCAGUUGUUGAACUCAAUUCAGAAAGAUAGCCAUCUCAUAUAUAUGAAGUGUAUUACUACAGUAUGAUACCUGUCUGCAUGUAGAUCUGAUGACCAUAGGUCACACCAGGUGAACCUUCUAAUCAGCCAAUCAGCAGUUGAAAACGAUAGUUUCGAAUUAAUUGUCAUAAAUAUCUGCCAGAGCACACUUUGUGACCUCCUAAUGAAUGUUUAUGACGGUUGGUUUGUCAUCCAAUCAAUGUUUAUCUCAGUUGUUUUGUCAGCCAAUCAAUAUUAAUGUCAGUUGGUUUGUCAGCCAAUCAAUGUUAAUGUCUAUUGGUUUGUCUAGCAAGGAGUACAGAGAACCUAUUUAACACUGAACCCAACAGCUGGUUGUAAGACAAUAUUUUCCUGUGGAAGCUUUGUUGAGUGAUGUGUAUAGAAUCAUGUGAGCAUUGUACAAAACAUUGAUCCCAACAUCCUGUGUUACAAGAUAGGACUGUAACUGAAGUGUUGGAACUGAACCUUCUUAUGAAAUGCAGUAGAUUAAAUAUUGAAACAUAAUUUAUAUGGAAGGGAAUUCAAAUGAUGAUGACCAUCUUCUAAUGAUAAAAUUGCUUGUCCAUCCAGAAUACCCCUGUCAGUAUUGUCCUCAACAAAAGGAGUGAUAUUAUGGCAUGUAUGUGGAAAGUGAGAGAGUUGUUUGUACCAUAACUGUAAAUUUGUAAUAAAGUGUAUAUCUGAAUGAA